GUGACGACAAGUCACUCUUUUGCUGAUUUCAGGCGUAUCUUUUGGACAUUUUUAGAGUCUGUCCAUGGGAAUUGAAAAAAUCUCUGUGGAUUAUGAUGCGAUCAAUGAGAAGAAUACUUUUUCCAAUGGGGAUUACUUGAUUGGAAGAGUCACCGUCCAUGUCUCCAGUCCAACAAAGAUCCAGAGCUUGGCCAUCAAGGCAAAGGGCAAAGCCAGAGUCAUGUGGAGUGAGCACUACGGCCAAACUACAGUGGUGUACUAUGAUAAAGAGAAAUACUAUUCUGAGGAGAAGUUCUUACUGAAGGAGUGGCAGAGUCCUUCUGGGUCCCUGGAGCUUGUAGUGGGUCGACAUGUGUACCCAUUCUCAUUUCAGCUUCCAGUCAAAGAUAUGCCAUCGUCUUUCAAAGGUUCAUAUGGCAAAAUCAGAUACAGGUUGACUGCCAGACUGAGCAGAUCUCUACAUGUUGACAAGAAAACCAAGACAAACUUCACCUUCGUCUCAAAGCCCAACAUGGCAGAUCCUGGCCUUACGGCACCGCAGUAUGGGAGCAAAGACAAAGACGUAUCAUUCUUUGCCUCUGGAAAUAUUUCCAUGAACAUUUUUACAGACAAAAUGGCCUACCACCAAGGAGAAGCGGUGCCAGUCAUUGCCGAAAUCAUGAACAACUCAACACGCAAGAUCGUUCCCAAGUUCUACAUCUACCAAAAGCAGAGUUUCUUUGCUCAGGGACGCAGGCGUGUGGUCACGAACGACAUCUUGAAAGAGAAGGGUCACAAGCCCCUGGAGUCGUCUACAUCAGAGACCAUAACACAGAAGAUGACCAUCCCUAAGGAACUGCUCCCCUCCGUCCUCAACUGCCGCAUCAUCAAGGUGGAGUACAGGAUCAAGGCCGUUCUCAGUGUUUCCAUGACCAGAGAUCCGCAGAUAAAACUUCCUCUGAUUGUGCUGCCAGAAGAACAUGAUUGGCCAACCAAUACGAAGGAAGCAAAGCCAUCGUCUGAUUGGCCAACCCAUAAAAAGGAAAAGGCAAGGCCAGAGCAUGAUCGGCCCAACCAUAACAAGGCAGCAGCACUGCCGGCAUGUGGCCAGCCAAUCCAAAAGUAUGAAGCCGCCCCACCAGCAUAUGAUUGGCCCACUGAGAAGCCUAAAGAAGCCCCACCAGCAUAUGAUUGGCCAACUCAGAAGAAUGAAGAAGCGCCACCAUCAUAUGAUUGGUCAAUCCAGCAGAAUGAAGCAGCACCAUCAGCGCAUGCUUGGCCAACCAAUAAGGAAGUAGCAGGCGCAGCAUACGCUUGGCCAACCAAUAAGAAAGCAGCAGGGGCAGCAGGGGCAGCAGGCGCAGCAUACGAUUGGCCAACCAAUAAGGGAGCAGCUGGCGCAGCAUAUGCUUGGCCAACCAAUCAGGGAGCAGCAGGCGCAGCAUACGCUUGGCCAACCAAUAAGGAAGCAGCAGGCGCAGCAUAUGAUUGGCCAACCAAUAAGACAAAGCCAACAAAGCCAGAGUAUGAUUGGCCUGAUAAAAAGAAGGAAGCAGGUUGGCCAGAGAAAAAGAACUGGCCGGAUGAUGAAGACCACACCUGUCUGUGACUAGUUAGUGUUGAAGGUAAAAGCUUGGACAUCCAAGCUGACCUGGGAGCAGGACCAAUACAUAGCCAGAUAAAAAAGAGAGAAAAG
This is a messenger RNA of Engraulis encrasicolus (European anchovy), 1675 nucleotides long. Its product is annotated as arrestin domain-containing protein 3-like. Gene Ontology annotation, biological process: protein transport. The record is from RefSeq and is a predicted model, not a curated record. The coding region runs from base 65 to 1588 and encodes 507 amino acids. The transcript is spliced from 6 exons. Gene Ontology annotation, cellular component: cytoplasm; plasma membrane. Lineage: Eukaryota; Metazoa; Chordata; Actinopteri; Clupeiformes; Engraulidae.